AGGUUCCUGGUUAACGGCAGAGUGAGGACUGUGUCCAGUCCUGUCGUGGAGGAAGAAGCCCCACCCACCAUGUCUACACAACUGAAAACAACAGCACAUACACACACACACCGUCGCACACAGAAAAAGAAGAAGAAAGUCCGUAAAGUUCCAAACGAGGAAACGAGAGAACACUGCUCGAAUAUGGCCCCGCCCCCAGAUCCCAGUCUCUCCUCCGUGUCGCUCAGUCAGCGACUUCCUUUCCCCGCUUUUCCUCUGAGGGCCUCCCUGCCCCCCCUGGCCCUCAACUCGGGCCCUGUCCAGGCUGCCGCCCCCCCUGCUGAGUACCACUCGGACUCUGCAGAGUCCCUGGAGGAGAUCCCGGUGGCGUUGGCCAAACUGGGCUCUUCAUCCUCUGCUGCUGCCGGAGACGCCUCCUCAUCUUCACACAGAGCCUUCCCAGGGUUCCCCCUGCCCUCGCCCUUGCCCAGGACUAAGAGGAAGUCCUCCUCCUCCCGUGCAAAUAAGAGCGCAGCGGAGCUGAGGUUUGAGAUGGCCUCCACCCAGCUGCCCACUGUGUUUGUCAGCCGCGCUAGUGGAGAGGCCACUGAGCCCCGAGAGGACGGCUUCAGUCUGAGCAGGAGGCAGACUGGGCCCAGAUCCGGGUCCAGACCUGGAUCCAGAUCUGGGUCCAGACCUGGAUCCAGACCGGCGUCCCGGGCGUCAAUGGGCUCAGGUGCAGCUUCCUGGAUGGAGCGAUAACCUGAGCCAACAAUCACUUCUGUUUAUCUCUACAAUCAUGUGCACUGCAGCCACGCACAAGUCUUUAUGUGACUGACUUUAUUUUGAAGGGUCUUUGUAUCUCUCUCUAUUUAUUGUUUUGAUAUUUUUUUAUUCUGAAGCCAAAGGCCAGUUCCUGUCUGUGCACAAUCUUUAUACUGCUGCUUGUUUCUCGAGCUGUUGAGAAGCUGCUCACUGUGUUUGUGUUCGUAAACUCCUGAGACGCCGUCACUUGUUUUUACUGUCUCCAGGUGAACCGGCCCCUGGUCUCCAUGGUAACCCAGGACCAGAGGGAUGGAGGUGUUUCUAGAGAAAUGAAAUCACUUCCUGUUCUCACAAGUCUCUUUUUAGAUGCAGCAAGAAAAUUAACACAAAAAAAAUCAAUGCCUGCUAAAC
Messenger RNA from Paralichthys olivaceus (Japanese flounder), 1155 nucleotides. NCBI's taxonomy places the organism in Eukaryota, Metazoa, Chordata, Actinopteri, Pleuronectiformes, Paralichthyidae. The record is from RefSeq and is a predicted model, not a curated record.